Messenger RNA from Exserohilum turcica Et28A, 2262 nucleotides. RefSeq lists its product as uncharacterized. The record is from RefSeq and is a predicted model, not a curated record. NCBI's taxonomy places the organism in Eukaryota, Fungi, Ascomycota, Dothideomycetes, Pleosporales, Pleosporaceae. Gene Ontology annotation, molecular function: GTP binding; GTPase activity; microtubule binding. The coding region runs from base 1 to 2262 and encodes 753 amino acids. Gene Ontology annotation, cellular component: cytoplasm; microtubule; membrane. The transcript is spliced from 3 exons.
AUGAGCGAUACCAGCUCCGACUACGAGAGCGCUAGCACCCCAGUCGCUCCCAUACACGUGGAUCCAGAUGCCGUCACCACGAGCUCACUGCAGGCUCUUCAGUCCUCGGACCAACGCAAGGUCAUGGACAUUGUGGACAAGCUCCGACGCACUGGUCUUAGUGGUAUAGUGGAGCUCCCCCAACUCAUUGUUUGCGGUGACCAGUCAUCGGGCAAGAGUUCAGUGCUGGAGGCGAUUACCGAAAUCCCGUUUCCUCGCAAGGAAAACCUGUGCACGCGGUUUGCGACUGAGAUUAUUCUGCGUCGCUCCACAACUUCGACUAGUACCGUCACGAUUACCCUGGAUAAGCUGCGUCCGAAAAAUGAACAGAUCAAGCUCAAGGAAUUUACCAAGUCGAUCAGCGACUUUGAUGAGCUCCCCGAUGUCAUCGAGGAGGCAACCAUAGCCAUGGGUCUAGGCGCUGUAGGAGGUAUCAACUCCAGAGCAUUCUCCCGCGAUGUACUGUCUAUCGAGAUCACAGGCCCGAACAGGCCCCAGCUGACUCUCGUCGACCUUCCUGGUCUCAUUCAUGCGACAAAUAAGGCUCAGACGGAGACUGACAAGGAGCUGAUCCUGGACCUUGUCACGCAGUACAUGAAGAACCCUCGCACAAUCAUUCUGGCCGUCGUCAGCGCAAAGAACGACUUUGCCAACCAGAUUAUCCUUGAUCACUGCCGCAAGGUCGAUGAGCAGGGCCGCCGUACUCUGGGCAUCAUCACCAAACCAGACUACCUUCGUGAGGGCACCGAGAACGAGCUGAGCUGGAUUGAGCUUGCGCAGAACAAAGACAUCUAUCUGGAGCGCGGCUGGCACAUGCUGAAGAACCGGGCUGAUGACCAGAUGGGCUUCUCAUUUGAGCAGCGUAACGAAGAUGAGACGCGCUUCUUCAGCAAAGGCCGAUAUGCCGAACUGCCUCGCGAGUGCGUGGGCAUCGUCUCGCUGCGCCAACGCCUCAGCAAGGUGCUGCUCAGCCACCUGACCAAAGAGCUGCCAUCGCUCAAGGAGGAAAUGGUAGGCCGGCUCGAGACCACAAUCGAGGAGAUUGAACAGCUGGGCGAGAAACGCAACACAAGCCAUGAGCAGCGCAUUGUCCUCAUGAAGAUCAGCAUGAAAGUCAACAGUGUCUUGAAAUCCGCUACAAAGGGAUACUACGAUUCGCCCUUUUUCGGGUCCAUCAACACAGACGCCGCAGUGGACUCUUCGGAGAAUAUUCGCCGCUUCCGCGCUGUGAUUCAGCAUCUCAACAUGGGGUUCGAGAAAGACAUGCGGCUCCGAGGCCACAAGUUCUUCUUCGAAGCGGGGCCUGGCGACGAGGAGAAGGAGACGAAGGAGGCACUCAAGGCGCAGGAAGAGCUGGAAGAAGAACUAAAGAGGGACAAGUACGGGCUCACAAAAGGCCUUCCAGUUCCCAAGAAGUUGACGCGCGACGAAGCCGUUGAAUGGGUCAAGAAGCUGCUUGAGCGCUCGCGCGGCUACGAACUCCCCGGCACGUUCCAACCGCUGCUCAUCUCGCAGCUGUUCUGGGAACAGUCUGAGCCAUGGGAAGAGCUUGCAUCGCUGCACAUUACCAAGGUAGCACAAGCCUGCGAGGAGUUUGUCGAUAUCGUUCUCGAAGACACGACGCCCGUGGAAUUCCGGCACCGGCUCGCGGCUCUCAGUGUGGAUGCUGCGCUGAGGAAGUCGCUGGCCGACGCAAAGGCCGAGCUGCGCAAGCUUCUCAGCGACAAGGCUCGUCAUCCGUCCACGUACAAUCAGCACUUUACGACUAGGAUCCAGAAGAUGCGCAUGCGCAAGCAUCAGGCCAUGACGGGGAGUGCGUCUGAAGCCUCGACCACGACCGUCAAAGAUCAGUCCGGCACGGCAUGUACGUACAUUGAGAUCGACAAGCUCGCUGCCCAGAUGGACAUGCUCAUGGAAUUCGACAUGGAUGUGUUCGCCAGUAAGGAGGCGCUCGACACGCAGCAUGCCUACUACCAGGACGAGAUGAAGUACUUUGUCAACGCCAUUACCAAGGCCGUCAUUGAGCGUCACUUGGUGGAGCCGUUGCCUGACGUCAUCCUUUCGCCGCUGGUGGUGACGGAAAUGUCGGACAAGGAGGUCGAGUACGUUGCUGCUGAGCCUCCAGAGACGACGCAGCAGAGAGGUCAUCUGGAGGCUAGGAGGGCCAUGUUGGAGAAGGGCCUGGCGACGUUCAGGGAGGCCAUGGGCGAACUGAGGCGCUAG